Molecule: messenger RNA, 2046 nt
Organism: Pseudomassariella vexata
Lineage: Eukaryota; Fungi; Ascomycota; Sordariomycetes; Amphisphaeriales; Pseudomassariaceae
Exons: 3
Coding region: 267-1772 (501 amino acids)
Biological process (GO): chromatin organization; regulation of DNA-templated transcription
Cellular component (GO): nucleus
Molecular function (GO): DNA binding; chromatin binding
Source: RefSeq, a predicted model, not a curated record
AGCGUCAGAGGUAUCACGUGAAUAUCACGUGGAAGGGCAAUUUCAACCUCAUCUUUAGCCGUUUCUACCACGUAUCUUUCUGCAAACAGCAUCGUAAUGAGUGGAUAGCAAUUCUGCCUUCGCAAAUACGUCAGUGCAAAGUGGUGCGCAUUGCAACUGGAUUGAUUGGGGUGUGGAGCCAGCUCGGCCGUGACAGUUCGCCCACACAAGUGCAGCCGCAUGCAAACCUGAAGAUUGAAAAAACACAUGGUCGCAUCUCUUCUAAAAUGGCACCAAGCAACGUGGAUGAACCAUCGACGGGUAACAAUGGCGAUAAGACGCCCAUCCCUACCCCCUUGCAACAAGACGACCAAAUUGUCAUUGCUGCGGGUGCUGCCCCUGUCGUUACCGCUGUGCCAGCCGCGUCAAGUCCAGCACCCAGCUCGACCGGAUCCCAGGCCCGUCCCUACGUGCCUCAGUUCUCAGCCGCUACCGAGAUGAUCCUCAAGCGCAUACGCCAAGGGGAGACGAGCAGCAUCAACAGCGCCAUUGCCACCGCCUCGGCCGCAGGUGCAAUCAAGCAGUCCACCUACGAAGACGCCAAGAGGCGCCUCGUCAUGAACAUGAACACCACGCUGACCAUGCCCAUGCCCACCGUUGCUGUCCCCCUUGCUGCACCUUCAGCGCGCCUGUCAUCGUCUUCGUCUUCUGGUCUGCUCACGAGUCAGAGCGGUCUGGGGGUAUCAGCAACGGGCUCGGGCAACGUUGCUGCUGCGAGAGCUGGCCUCCAACCCGUCAAGAAGCGAGGACCAGGCAGACCUCCCAAGCCGGGCGGCCCCAAGCGCAAGCGCAUCAAGGAACAGGACGAUGCAUCGGAGCCCGAGGAAGUUGACGAUGACGACACCUACCAGGACCAAUCCACCCCCACCAUGACCAAGUCGGGCCGCCACAUCCUCAAGCCCACCCAGUACAAUCCGGCCACCGCCGCAGCGCCGGGCAAGCGGAAGCACUACAGCAAGAGGACACCCGAGCAGGCACUCUGCAAGGUGUGCACCCGAGGACUGAGCCCACUGAAGAAUCAAAUCGUCUUUUGCGACGGCUGCAACUUCUGCUGGCACCAGCUGUGUCACGACCCUAUUAUCGACGAUGAGUUUGUUAGCGAUGAGACUCGCUCUUGGUUUUGCCGCAUGUGCGCGUCCAAGAGGGAGAAACAUGCGGCCAAGAAGAAGUCGGUCGAUAUUAUUAGGGCGGUGAGUUGGGCGGCCAAGAGUGCGGACCAGAAACGGGCAUACCUGUCCAGCCUUCCCCAAGGACAGCUGGUCAACCUCGUCAUGUACAGCCUUGAGCUCCACCCCGAUCUUCCUGUCUUCCCCGCCCAGGAUCCCGGCGCAUCCUUGAAACGGCCUGGUUCCUCCACUAUAUAUGCAGGAUCGGGUGCCUCCGAGGGCUUAUUUAUUGGACCUGAGCCAAGCCCCGGGAGCGGCCCUAUCAACUUUAGCCACUCGGUAGCAAACCCUGAUACCCCCUACCUGUCCAACGGCCGCUCGGACGGUGGAAACCGGAUAUCGAGCACCAAGGCCGAAGCCGACGCACAACAAGCCACGCGCGAGUCCUCAACCGAUUCCGUACCGCCCGCCUGGCCUAAGGUCGGACAUGGCGUUUUGGCAGGUCUCAGAAUGAGUGAGGAGGACCUGCAGGAUAGGUCCGAUUUUGAGUCGUUCAGUGUGGCGACUUAUAAUGCUGCCGGACACAAGAUUAUGGAGAAUGGCAUACCUGUUGCGAAUGAAGCUUGACAUCCAUCCUCCUGGCAGUGGGAAAGGUACCAGCCUCACAACCUUCGAAUUCGCAAGGGUUACGAAUUGCAGAGGCUCCAGUUUCUCCAGCCCGUCGGCCGGAUUUGCUACCUGUUAGCGCUGUGACGCCAGCCAGUCUCCAGCGAUAUAUUCGCAUUGAUAUCCGGUAUCAUCAUUCGAACCAAGAUAAAGCCAUUCAAUUACCUCGCGUGGUUUCGCUGCGUUGUCAUUCAGUGAACGCUUAAGUACAUGGCCAAGCCUACCAUGCUAGUCG